AUGUCAAUUCACGACCCCGAGCUGACUCGGAGCUAUACGGCCGAUGCAGAAGGCGCCACUGCCCCGACACUUCAACCCACUCUCUCCAAGCUGCCCAGCUUAUUCCAUCCACCAGACUAUGAGGUCCACUGGGAACCGGAGGACCCCGAAAAUCCUCGUCUUUGGCCGCUAUGGUACAAAGGACUCGCUGUAGUCACAAUGAGUCUCGGCGCGACAGUAGUCAGUCUGUUCAGCACUUUAUACACGUCCGGAAUCCCUGGCCUGGAAGAGGAGUUUCACAUAUCGAAGAUUGUCGGCCUCUUUGGGGUCUUCACGUAUCUUCUCGGUAUGGCCAUCGGGACUAUUGUAUUCGCCCCCUUGAGCGAAAUCGUUGGUCGGCGACCGGUGUACCUGGUUUGCUUGAGCGUCUUUCUGCUUCUCAUUCUUCCGAGCGCAUUGUCCCGCAAUAUCGAGGCCAUCCUGAUUACCAGGUUCUUUGGAGGGCUGUUUGGUAGCGCGAUCAUGGGAAACUCUCCCGCGUCGGUGAACGAUCUUGUUUCGGAUCACCAUCGCGCGUUGGCCCUUGGGAUCUGGUCGAUUGGACCGACCAAUGGGCCGGUGUAUGGUCCGAUCAUCGGCGGCUUUGUGUAUGAGUAUCUGGGCUGGCGGUGGACGAAUUGGCUUGUCCUGAUCAUUGGCGGUGCAGUGCUCGCCCUGGUGUUUCUGAUCCCAGAGACCUACGCGCCGGUCAUCCUCCGCAGGCGAGCGGCCAAGAUCCGGAAAGAAACAGCUGAGCCCAAGUGGUGGACGAGAUACGAUGGUGACGAGAACCUUUCCAACCGUUUGAAAACCGGUUUCAGUCGGCCAUUCGUGAUGCUCUUUACCGAGCCCAUUUGCAUCUUCUGGGACAGCUACGUCGCGAUUGUCUACGGCGGUCUCUAUCUAUGCUUCGUUGCCUACCCCAUCGCCUUCCAAACCGAGCGAGGCUGGUCCCCAGGCAUAGGGGGCCUCUCCUUUAUCGGCAUCGGCUGUGGAGUAUUGAUCACAAUUGCAUGCGAGCCGUUCUUCCGCAUGCUCAUCAACAGACACCGGAAGGACCCAGCCACCGGGGCUGUACCCCCGGAAGCAAUGGCUAGCGUGGUGAUUCUGGGCGCCACGCUUCUGACGAUAGGUCAAUUGUGGUUUGCUUGGACAUGCACGCCAAACGUGCACUGGAUCUUGCCCAUCCUGGCGGGUGUCCCGUUUGGAGCCGGUACCGCCUGUGUCUUUAUCUAUGCUAGUAACUAUCUUGCCCGCUCGUAUGGGAUCUAUACGGCCUCGGCAUUGGCAGGCAAUAUGUUCUUUCGCAGUAUUCUCGGUGCCUGUCUUCCAUUGGCGGGGCCUUCGAUGUAUGCCAAGUUAGGGCUGAACUGGGCUAAUACGCUUCUCGGGUUGGUGGAAGCGGCGUGUAUCUCCAUCCCAGUGGUGUUCUAUUUCUAUGGUCAUCGGAUUCGGAAAGCGAGUCCGAUGAUUCAGGAGGUAGAGAAGAUGCAGAUGGGUGGCGGUGUCAUGUAG
Aspergillus ibericus CBS 121593 is the source of this 1533-nucleotide messenger RNA. Its product is annotated as MFS transporter. The record is from RefSeq and is a predicted model, not a curated record. The transcript has 2 exons. Gene Ontology annotation, biological process: transmembrane transport. Gene Ontology annotation, molecular function: transmembrane transporter activity. NCBI's taxonomy places the organism in Eukaryota, Fungi, Ascomycota, Eurotiomycetes, Eurotiales, Aspergillaceae. The coding region runs from base 1 to 1533 and encodes 510 amino acids.